AUGGCCGGAUCUGAUAAAAAACGGAAGCACGGAGAUUUUCAUCCUCAGUCCGCCAAAAAGGUCCACAGAGACGACCCUUACUCGCGAAAACAUCAUAGGAGCGAAGGACCUGUGAGCGAUGGACUUCCGCAUCUCCCCAGUAUCAGUGAAGAAUACUGGAACAUUGUCUUCACUCACCCCAGCCAGGCGCCUCAGGACCCACAGGCCAGCUAUGACAGACUUGAAUUCCUUGGUGACGCCUACCUCGAACUCUACGCCACACAGUUGAUAUUCAAUCGCUUCCCCGAUUUCGAAGUUGGAAAAAUGUCUCAACUCCGGGAGACACUGGUCAGAAAUGAGACCAUCGGUCAGUACGCCAGCCUUUACGGCCUCGACAAGCAGCUCAAAAACUACAAGCAAUUCCAAAACAGCCCAGGCCACGUCUGGCUAAAGAUCAAAGGCGACGUCUUCGAAGCUUAUGUCGCAGCUGUGGUCCUAUCCAGCCCAGACGGCGCAGAUACAGCCAAAAGGUGGCUCCAUGAGCUGUGGGAACCAAAAGUCCAAGCCGUCGCUACCAGCACUACUCCUAAGCCAAAGAAGACCAAGGAAGAGCUUGCCAAGAAGAUCCUGAUGAAGGGUACCAAAAUCAACUACGUCGACGAAAAGGCUCCCGUGGUCCACUACGGUCAAGGCCGGGAAGAAUACUUCGUUGGGGUGUAUUUCAAUGGUUUUGCCUGGGAGAAUCAGUACUUGGGAAGUGGCCGAGGGUCAAGUAGAGUCGAGGCUGGCUUGUUUGCUGCAGCAGAAGCACUCAAGAACCCGCUGGUGGACCAGAUCGCCAGAGAAAAGACGAAGGCUCUGGCGCGGCGUGAGAAAUAUGCUGAAGCUGUCAAAGACAAAGGAGUACAGAAAGAACACGACUUCGGUCGUGCCAAUGCCGAGGUGGUAGAGCCGGCAUCAGUAACGGAAUCGAGGGAGUCGCAGGCUUCUGCAGAGGCCCCGCCAGCCAAGCAACUUCAGGGGUCCCAUGUGGUAGUAUGA
Molecule: messenger RNA, 1020 nt
Organism: Cladophialophora yegresii CBS 114405
Lineage: Eukaryota; Fungi; Ascomycota; Eurotiomycetes; Chaetothyriales; Herpotrichiellaceae
Exons: 1
Coding region: 1-1020 (339 amino acids)
Biological process (GO): regulation of gene expression; primary miRNA processing; rRNA processing
Cellular component (GO): nucleus
Molecular function (GO): double-stranded RNA binding; ribonuclease III activity
Source: RefSeq, a predicted model, not a curated record